CAUAAUUCCCGCGAAAAUUUACGUCCCGCCUUCAUUUAACUACAGGAACAGGAAAACGUUAUUAAAUGUUCUUUCAUUUUCUAAUUAUAAUGGAUAUGUAUAUGUGAUUUAAUGCCUUGUAGUGAAAUUAUAUUGGAAUACGUUCGAAAAACUAUUCGCGUGGAAAUUUAAUGAGAUUUUACAGGGAAAUAGCAUUUAUAAAUAUUGAUCGCAUUGUGAAUUUUGUUGUUUACAAAUUUUACACGACUUGAAAAGUUACAGGAAGUUCGAAAAUAUAUACAAUAACUUUAUGACAAAUUAAAAUAUGUCAGCAGAAGCGGAAGAUGGGGGACCUGCGUCCCCCCGUGCUAAAUAUGGAUCAAUUGAUACUGGGGGAGCUCACAUGUCAGCUGAUGAAAUGGACGAGCUUAGAAAAAAGAAUGUAGCAUAUGAAUAUUUAUGCCAUUUAGAAGAAGCAAAAGUAUGGAUCCAAGCAUGCAUUAAUGAAGAGUUACCUCCUACAACAGAACUAGAAGAAGGUUUGAGAAAUGGUGUUUAUCUUGCCAAACUUGGUCAUUUCUUGGCUCCCAAGUUUGUACCAGUCAAAAGGAUUUAUGACAGAGAACAAACUAGAUUUCAGGCUCGAGGAUUACAUUUCAGACACACAGACAACAUCAACCAUUUCUUUAUUGCAAUGGAAAAAGUUGGUCUUCCUAAGAUAUUUUACCCAGAAACAACAGAUAUUUAUGACAGGAAGAACAUGCCGAGAAGUAUCUACUGUAUACAUGCCCUCAGUUUGUUCUGCUUCAAAUUAGGAAUUGCUCCACAGAUACAAGAUCUUUAUGGAAAAGUACAGUUUACAGAAGAGGAAAUAAGUGCCAUGAGAUCAGAGUUGGAAAAAUAUGGAAUUCAAAUGCCGGCUUUUAGCAAAAUUGGUGGAAUACUUGCAAAUGAGAUGACAGUUGACGAUGCUGCAUUGCAUGCUGCCAUUAUUGCAAUAAAUGAGGCAAUAGACAACGACAAUGCAGAGGAAACCAUGACAGCGCUUCAGAACCCCUCAGCGUUGUUAAAUCAAUUACAUGGUGAAAGUGCAGAAAAAUAUCAAACUUUAUUGUUUGCAGCAAAGGAAACUAAAGCAGAAGCAGCAAGGAACAGGAGUUUGGACAAGAAUUUAGAGCAUGAUGUUUAUGAUGAGUAUUUAACCCAAGCUGAAAUUCAAGGAAAUGUUAACAAAAUUAACACUGUUGAGGCUUUAGUGAGAGUUGAUGAUGCUUUAUCCAGAAAAGACAAAGAUUUAUUACUACAGCUGCUAAAAUCACAUGAUCUUGGUAUUCAUAAUGUCAAAGAUGAAAAUAUAGACUUUUAUAUCAUACAUCUGGAUGAGGCUAGGGAUAAUAAAAUGAAUAAUAACACUGAUAAAGAUUCUGUUUUGGGAAAAGAAGAAAUCCAGGAGGCAGUCAAUCAAGGCAACUUAGAUGCUGAUGUAGAAUAUCAAAGAGCUUUAGCAGUAACAAAUAUAAAUUUAGCAAUAGCAAAUGAUGAAGUAGAUCAUUUGGUGAAAGUUCUACAGAGCCCAUCGUCUCAACUUCCUCCAGUGUUUGAUACAGCUGGUUCAUUAUAUAUGGAAGAAUUCAAAAAUAUGAAAGAUGAAAAACAGGAUGAUUUAGAUUACGAUGAAAUUUAUGCAGCUGUAAAAGUGUUGUCAGCAGUAGCAGCCAUUAACCAAGCUUUAGAUGUAGGUGACCCUGAGAGGACAUUUAAAGCUUUGUGUAAUGAGGACGCCUGUGUUCCUGAUCUGGAUGAACACAAUAUGGAAAAAUACCAAAAACAAUUAGUGUCUCAGAAGGCAACUAAAUCUGAGGCUUCAUGUGAGUUACUGACCCAUUAUGAAAUCUGUACCUGUAUUGAAGAAAUCAAUCAACAAGUAACAGAGGAACAUGAGCGAGUGUUGGCGAUAGGAGAAAUCAACAAAGCCUUGGGAAAAGGAGAUCCAACUGUAACAUUUCAAGCUUUGGAGCAGCCCUCUGCAAAACUUAACUCAAUUGAUGAGAAGCAGUCAUAUCGCUAUCAUGUGUUAUUGGUUCGACAGAAACAAGAAAAAGAGAAAGAAACUGGAGAUGAGGAUGCAGAACUAUGGAUUGAAGAAAUUCAGACCUCUAUAGAAUCUGGCAAUAAAGAUGCUGAAACUGGUCUCAAAAUGUCUAAAGGUCUGUUUGACAUAAACAGUGCUAUAGAUGGCUUAGAAGAAAAUCUUGGAGAUAGUUUGCAGAAUCAAGAUCUUGGACUACACAGUAUAAUACCUGAAUGUAUGGACCAAUACAAGGAUGGACUACAAAAGUGCCGGGAAAAUAAGCUUAAGUCAGGAAGUGGAGGCAGUGGAUGGAUGAUGAACAGACUAAAGGAUGGAUCAAAGUUUUAUUACAAUAAACACCAGGAUACCUUUGCCUGGGCUAGACCUGAUGAUGUUGUCAAAGAUCAUUCUUUAUUAACAAAAGAAGAAAUACAGAAAGUGAUAACAGAUAUUACUUCAGCUCAUGACAGAGGACAGUUUUUGAAAGCCAAUGAAUCAUUUGUGGUAAAGAUACAAUCUCAUACAAGGGGUUACUUAGCAAGGAAGCAGUACAAACAAAGACUUCAUUUCAUGCAAACACAAAUUCCUGCUGUUGUGAAAAUACAGGCUGCAUGGAAAGGAGCUAAACAGAAAAGAAAAUAUCAAGAAAGAUUGCAGUACCUACAGGAUAAAGGAGACACAGCUAUUAAGAUUCAGUCAUUUGUCAGAAUGUGGAAAGCUAUGAGGGAUUUCAAGAAGAGAUUACAAUACUUUAAAGAUAAUGAAGCUGCAGUAGUCAAAAUCCAGGCAUUCGUCAGAUCCAACAAAGCUAGGCAUGAUUACAGAGCAUUAAUGAUGGAAGAAAACCCACCUUUAAAUGUUGUACAGAGAUUUGUUCAUUUAUUGGAUGCUAGUGAUGUCGAUUACUCAGAGGAAAUAGAAUUACAGAAGUUACGUCAGAAGGUGGUUUCAGAAAUUCGAUCAACGAAACAACUAGAAACUGAUUUAGAUCAAAUGGAUAUCAAAAUAGGUUUACUUAUUAAAAACAGAAUAUCUUUACAGGAUGUAGUUAGUCAAGACAAGAAACUAUCUAAAUACAAAGAAGACAGAAGUAUCCCCAAAGGUCUGAAGGCCCUGAAUAAAGACUGUCAUGACCGUUUAGAAGCUUACCAACAUCUGUUUUACUUAUUACAAACUAAUCCUACUUAUCUUGCCAAGCUCAUUUUUGAAAUGCCACAAAGUAAAACAACAAAAUUCAUGGAAUCAGUUAUUUAUUCUUUGUUUAAUUAUGGAUCUAACCAACGUGAAGAAUAUCUCCUUAUUCGACUCUUCAAAAAAGCAUUAGAAGAAGAAAUUGCAUCCAAGGUAGAUAAGAUGUCAGACUUCGUCACAGGAAACCCGUUGGUAGUGAAGAUGAUUGUUGGUUUCAACAGAAAUCAGAGAGGUCAGAAUGCUCUAAGAGAUAUGUUGAGUCCUUUAGUCAACAGUGUAAUAGAAGAUAAAACUUUGAAAAUCAACACUAACCCUAUUGAAGUAUACAAAGUUUGGGUAAAUACCACAGAGUCUACAACUGGUGUAACAAGUGGCUUACCGUAUGAUGUUACAACAGAACAAGCCUUGAAACAUGAGGAAGUGCAGGUAUUGAUACAGGAGUCGGUAGAGAGAUUACAAGGAGUAUCUGAUUUCUUUCUGACAACUAUAGCUAAAUCACUGGAUAAGAUACCGUAUGGAAUGAGAUAUAUGGCAAAAAUACUGAAGACCUCCCUUAUUGCAAGGUUUCCAGAAGCUGCUGAAAAGGAUAUACUCAAGAUUGUUGGUAACCUGUUGUACUAUAGGUACAUCAACUCAGCUAUUGUAGCACCAGAUGGAUUUGGUAUCAUUGAUGUAGGAGCAGAAAUAAAACUGUCAAAUGAUCAGAGGAGGAAUUUGGGAUCUGUGGCAAAGAUACUACAAUUUGCAGCUUCUAAUAAAGGAUUUGGUGGUGACAGCUCUUAUUUAGCAAGUAUGAACAACUACAUCAGAGAGGCUCAUGAAAAAUUCAAGAAGUUUUGUAUGGAAGCUUGUGAGGUACCUGAACCAGAUGUAUGGUUUAAUGUAGACCAGUACACAGAUCUAGUCACCAUUACCAAACCAGUCAUAUAUAUAUCAGCACAGGAAGUCUGUGAUACUCAUCAGCUACUACUACAACAUCAAGAUCAGAUUGCUCCGGAUUCCCAGGACUCCUUACAUGAGUUAUUGGAGGAUUUAAGUGAUGUUCCCACUGUCAUAGAAUUAUUAGGUGGAGAAAUCCCUGAGGAUGAAAAGAUACAAGAAAUGUUGAUUGCACAGCUGGGUAAAACUGAAAUUUCACUCACUUUGACAAACAAAUUUGAAGUUCCACAAGAUGAUCAAGCUGAUGUCAAACAAUUGCUGAUCAGGACAAAGAGAAUGGUUGUUGAUGUUAUAGCCUGUCAACCAGCAGAAAAUGUAAAGCAAAUGUUAGAAAAUCCCUCUACAGAUGAACAGGAAGAUAUACAUCAAGCUAUUGUGAAGAAAAGGGAUGUUAGAGACAAGAAAAUGACAGAAUCUCAAGGCACUGGAGUAGUACGUCAACAUUCAAUUCUAAGUGAUGCAAGAAUGCCAUUAAGCAUUAUGAAAACAAAGAUUACCAAGAAUUUACAGACUUUAGAAUUAGAGCAAGUAGUUACAAGAAAAAACAACUAUCAGGAUAUAAUCAAUAUGAUUGCUCAGGAUAUCAGGAAUCAAAGACGAUAUAGGAACCAACGUAAACAAGAACUAAUGAAGAUCAAACAAACCUUAAAAGGUUUACAAGAAAAGAGGAAAUUUUAUGAAUCACAGAUUGACUAUUACAAUAGAUAUGUCAAGACAUGUAUAGAUAAUUUACAAAAGAAAAGCAAUUACAGAAAGUCUAGAGGACUAUUUAAACGUGGAGAUGCUGAUGAUAAAGAACAUCAUGAGAAGUUAAAGUAUAGUGGUGCUAAAUUGUAUGAAAAGGGAAUAGUCCUUGAGAUAGAAGGUCUCCCUACAAAUCAAUUUAAAAAUGUUCAGUUUGAAAUUACUGGUACAAAAGAUCCUGGAGUGUUUGAUGUCAAUGCUAAAUUCAUGGGCGUAGAAAUGGAUAAAGUGGAAUUAAUUUUUCAGGAUUUACUUCAGUUGCAGUAUGAAGGUGUUGCUGUAAUAGAAAUGUUCAACAGAGCCAAGAUCAAUGUGAACCUGCUGAUUUUUCUGGUAAACAGAAAGUUUUACGGCAGACAAGGAAAGUAACCUGGUUGUAACUUAUGUCUAACACCAUGACAAGCUCUAAACCUUGAAAAAGUUUAACUGUAAACAAUUUUGAACUUUUACGGCAGUUUAACCUAUGUGCUAUAUAUGUAACUUUGUUACACAAUGAUAUCUCUACCAAGGUUUAUAUCUGUGUAUUUAUUUACUUACAUUAUUAUUCAUUAUUUCAAAGAGGGAAAAAGUCUCUCUUCCAUUUUUUAUAUGGAUUCAAAAUUUUGCAUUUGUAUAAUCAUGCUGUCGUUGUCUGAAAACAUUUGGUUUCUGACCAUAACUUGAGUAUAGUUGUUGGGAUCGCUAUGAAAUUUUACCACAAGUUCCAUACCACUACAGUUAGGUUUGGAAUGAUUUUAGGGGUGUCCUACUCAAUAGGUAUUUGGGGCCAAAAAUAAGCAUUAUCUUGUUUAGGACAAUGACUUGUGUAUUAGUGUAUGGAUUUCAAUGAAAUUGCACCAUAAGGUUUCAUACCUCAAAAGGAAGAUUGGGAUCUAUUUAACGGGUUAAGUCCCAAACCAUUUAGGAAAUGGGGGCCUUAGAAGCUAGGAUUUUCAGGUUUCCAAACAAUGAAUAAAGUAUAAUUCUAUAGAUCAGUAUGAAAUUUCACACACGGUUCCAUAUCUUAAAAGGAAGGUUGGGAAUGAUUUUGGGUGAUUUGUCCCUAACCAUUUGGGAGAAGGGGCAAAAAAUAAUACUUUUUUAAUUCAUUGUAUAGAUUAACUAUUUUUUGAACCAUUAAGAAAUAAAUAAAUCUAAUUCUUGUUUUAUUUGGAUUUAUGGUCUGUUAAUAAGUUAAUGUAUUACACUCUCUGUGUACUUGGAUAUGCUGAAUCUAACUGUGUCCUUUAGAUUUUGGAUAUUUGACCAUAACAGGUAAAUCCAAUUUUCAAAUUUUUCAGUUCUUUAACCACAUUCAUUAUGUGAGAGAAAGCUAUAAUGUGUCAAAUCUUUAAUCACAAUUUAUAUACAGAGCUGUAUCGUGCUUGAAUGUAGUGUUCAUACUUGCCCCAACUGUUCAGGGUUACUCUGCUGUCGUAUCUAGCUGUUUUAGACGGAGCAUUUUAUUUUUAAUGCUUAAGAAAUUAUAUAAAUAUGUUAUAAAUUUAAUAUUGGAUUCUGUUAUAAAGGUAUUUUAUACAUUAUAUUAAAAUGUCCAUGUAUAUGCUAUAUUUUGCUCAAUUGAACAUUUACAUUUGACUGCUAAAACAGUCGAAGACACUGCUGGUCCAGUAGUUUCUGUUAAUUAGAAUAAAAUCUGCUUCAAAUAGGGGAUUUCUAGUUUACUUUAUAGCAGUAUGAUGGCAGAAAUAUUUUAUUUCAUUUUGAGCAAUUUAUAUUUUUAGAAUUUUGUCAAUGUAAUGUUAAAUAUAUAAAUGAAAUUCAGUCUGGUAGAUCUGACCUUCUAAAGCUUUUUGCUUAACAUUUGUAUUUUAUAUAUAGUGCUUUGUCAAAUAAAUAAAUAAAUAGAAGUAACAUACUGUGGAUUCAUUUAUAUUCGUUGGAUAUCAAUUUUCGUGGGUACAAGUAAACCACAAAUUCAAAUGUUUAACGAAUAACAACUUUUUCAAUAGACUUUAAAUACAGAGUUUGGCAAAACUGUGAAUUCAAAUAUCCACAAAAAUGCAAGUUUUUUGCAAUCCACGAAAAUUGAUACCCACAAAAAUAAAUGAAUCCACAGUAUGCUUGAUUUAAAGACUAAAUUCUGUGAAAAUUUUUACAGUCUGUCUUAAACAACCCUAAACAGAAAGUGUGUGUGCUUACCAUGGUUUGCAUUGGCAACAUUCAUAGCCAGUAAAUAUGUUCAUAAUUGAAUAUUGCUUUUUAAACAACAAUUUUUGGGAUAUUUUUAUUUACGAAUUUUCUCAACAAAUUUUUUUUUUUAAAGUUAUAUUUUCAGUAAUGUGCAUGGUAUUUUGAAAGUUUCAUUGGCGUGAAGCUAGAAUGUGACAGUUGUAUGUACACCAUAACAGAAAGUUUUCCUGCUGAAGGUCAAUGGUUCUUUCUUGGCACUCUUGUCCACAAUGUCACAAUAAUGCUGUAUGUCUGAGUAUAACACCAAUUAAUCAAUAAAUUUUAAUUUUCAAACAAUCAAAUACUGUUGAUUCAUUUUUAUUCGUUGGAUACCAAUUUUCUUGGAUUUCGUGGGCACAGUUAAACCACGAAAUUUAAUGUUCAACAAAUGAUAAAUUUUUUAUAGGUUUGUAUGCAGACUUCAGCAAAACCACGAAAUUAAAUAUCUACGAAUAUGCAAGUUUUUCUUAAUCCACGAAAAAAUUGGUACCCACCAAAAUAAAUGAAUCCACAGUACAGUAAAUGUCAUUAUUUGAGCAGCAGAAUAAUAGCUUUAAUUUUCAGUAGUUAAUCCUUAAUAUGAAAGAUUUAAUAUAAUGCAAUAAUUACAUUACAUGUAUGAUUCAUUAGAAAUUUUGAUUGGCUGAAAACGAUUGCAUGUCACAAUAAAUCAUAUUUUAUAACCAUACAAAAUACAACUGUCGCAAUUUUAAAAUUAAGCAUUAAAAAACAAAUAAAACACUUGAUAUAACUCUCACUUUCAUGGUUGUAGCAUAAAAAUAUAUUUGUCAGAAUUGAAUGCUUCUUUUUAUAAUUUUAUAGGAUAGUAAAAGCGUUGAUCGUAUACACAUUUUUUAAUAUGGAGCGUUCAAUUCUCAAAGCACUUAUACAAAAAUGACGUGACCAUUUCUUUUUUUUAUUAUUUUAAGUAAUUUAUUGUAUAUAUCAGAUACAUUUUGUUUCUGAAAAUUGGUGUCAUUUUAAACUACAACAGGUAAUGGGAUAUAAACAGAAGUAUUUUGAAGAUUGAUGGAUGAUGGGCAGAUUAACCAGACUUCAGUGUAUUUUAAAAUGUUAUCAGUCUGUCUGCAAUUUGUUUUGUUAAUUUAAAUAUAAUUUACUUCAAAUAUAUGUGUACAUUUUCAAUUUGCAGUUAGAUGUCUAGAAAAAAAUAGCUUGAGCAUUUUUCUUUUUUUGUUGUUGUCAUUUUGCUUGUCUUUUGCACUUAUACGCUAAUUGGAACAAGUUUAAAACCAGGAAUAAAAUAAUAAUCCUCUCAAUCAACCAUGAUUUAAUACUGGAUAAAGAAAACAGAAUGUCAAGAUAUUUAAUCAGAAUUUGUACUUGCAUGCAUGACGCUUGCCAUAUGUGUUUAAAUAGUUUUUGGUAUCUUCCUCCCUUUUUCUAGAAAUUGAAAGUACACAAAAAUUGACAGGAAUUAUCAAAACAGUGCCAUGGCAGUUGGUAAAAAAAGACUUAUCAAUAAUGUGCUAAAAAGACAGUUUUCAUAUCUUUUCUACAACGUUCCCUAGUUUAUAAAUAAGGGAUAAUAAUUGAUUGUAUAUCCUGUCUAUGUUACAGAGCUACCAAUUGAUAUUUAGGGGGGGCUAGGAUGAGAUAUAAAGGGGGAUAAACUAAAAAAAAAAUCUUCCAACAGCCUCUCCCCCCCUCCCCUAAAAAUCAAAUAUCAAAUGGUAGAUCCUUUGUACUUCCAUUGUCAAAAAAAUUGUGUUUCCUUGUUAUCAUGAAUCUCCAUUGAAUUUGAAUAAAAAUUCCAGUCUAAUGUUCUUGAUAUUGUUUAUUUUAUAUUAGUGUUGUCAAAUUAUAUCAUUCUGUAUGAUUUAUACCAACAUCUUACUGUAACAACCAUUAUUCACUCAAUUUUUAUUUUACAAUAUUUGAAUAAGUAUUCCAUUUGAAAUAUGACCAAGCCUUUAAUUGUUGGAUGGUUAGCAUUUUUACAUUAACGUCCAGUCAAUACUUAGUUAAAUUGAAAUAACUAUAUAAAUUGUAACUGGUAUAAUCUUACAACAUAUUUUUAUUGUACACACCUAUACAUGUAUUGCAUAUAUUAUGUUUACUUAAGAUUUUUGCCUAAGCUGAUAGGAAAGAUGUAUUUAUGCUAAUAAGUUGUGUUAAAUGGGAAUGUUUUCUUUCUUGAUCAAGUUCUAAAACAACACAACAUCAUUAAAACGUUUAGCUGAUUUUACAGAGUUAUCUCCCUGGAGUGUUAGGUACCACCUUAAAGUACCACUUCAAUGUAUUUUAGAAUUGCUGAGAUAUCAUUAAAUGACAAAGGUCUGAUUAUACCUGUUCCACAUUUUUUAUUGAAUUUUCUGUCCAGAUGGUUUAUCAUUUAACUGUUGACAAAACUACUUUAUAUGGAUAUUUUUUUAAUAUUGGGAAAAGUUUGGAUCAACUGAUAUUAGUUGUAAGAAGAAAGCCAGAAUCUUAUAUAAAAUGAAAAAUCACCAGAAAAACAAAAACUGCCUCAACCUUUUUAGAGGAAUUUUGAAUUAUCAAUUCAAGAUUCUUUAAGAGAUUCUUCAAUAAGAGUUUCCCAUUGUUGACAUGAAUCUCAGUUUUGAUAUACAAAGAUUAUUUUAAAAGUGUAUUCCAAAUAGUUUUAUUUAUGAAAAGUAAAAGCACCAGAAUAGCUGUCUUUCGAGGGAACAACUUUUCACACUUCAUUAUGCAAUACUUUCUGUCGCCUUAAUCAAAACUCGUAUGAUAUAUUCACUUGGUAAAUUUCAAUGGUAUUAUCAACACAAUCUGCAUAACUAAUUUUUACAUUUUUGAUCAAAAUUUUAACCUUAAAUUUAGAAGAAGAAAAAUAUCAUACUCAUACUCAUUCUCAUUUCUUGUAACAGUAAGGAACAAUAAUAUAUAACAAUCGAACUGUUGCAAAGAAAGAUAAGAAGAUCUGUGGAGAUAAGAUCAUUACCAAUUUACAUUUUUAAUCUUUAAAGUCCCUUUAUGGAAAAUAUUUUUAGGAUUCAGUCUCUCAACUGGACUAUUUUAAGUGUAAAAACUUUUUAAAAAUAAUAAGUACCCUUUAGCUAAAUAAUUUUAGGCAAACAUAUUAAGCUAAAUAUUAACAUAGAUCAAAAUUUUGAAAUUUUCCAAAAAACAUCGACACUAACAGUUUUAUACAAUUACCAGUAUGUUUUUUCCAAGGUAUGAAACUCAACUUGAAAAAUUUGAAGUUAAUCUAGUCAUCUGUUUAUUAUUUUCUUUUUUAUUUAUAUGCUGUAUAUUUAUGAUGAGUGUUCUCUUUUAUACAUUUGGAAGUUCACAGAGUGUUCUUCCAUCAGUGGAGGCAAAAAUAUUGCUCAGCAGUGCUUGAUAUAUUUUUUAAUUGUACAAUAUAUUAGUGAUUUCUGACAGAUAUUACUAUGCUUUCUAAGUUUUUUGAAGAUGUUAAAACCUUUUGGAAUUUAAGUCUUACUAGAUGUUUUUGAUUUCACAUUUAUAUAUAACAAGUUCAAUACAUACCUUUUUAAAUAUGCUUUUUAAUAAUGUAGAAGAUUAUUAUAAAUUUUGUGAUUCAACAUUGUAUGUUACAUGCUAAGGGACCAAGAAAUUCUCUCUUGUAUUAAAAUUUUUUUAUGUGUAGUUCAGAGAUCGAUUGAGGUAGGGGGCCCUUGUGAUGCUUCAUAUAGGGUUCAUGCUAAGACUAUUAGCAUGUUACACUUUUAAUUUGUCUCAUUUAUGGGCCCCGUUUCCAAUAUCCUUGAUCCAUAUCUGUAAAUUGUUUUAUCAUUAAUAUUCCUGCAAAUUUUGUGAAAAAAUCAUUCCAAUAAAAAAUGUUUUAAAUUUUUUUUUUUUAUAAAUGAAAAAAUCCUCCAAAUGUUACUAAUACUGACUAAGCAUGCACAAGAUUUUUUUAUUAGGUUAAAUAAACAUUGAUAUACAUGUACCAUUAUCAAAUUUUCCUUUUGCAUAAAACUGAUUUGUUGGCAAGCUCAUACCCUUACAAGAAUACAUUAUGCUUUUAUUAAUUUUUUUCUAUGUGAAUGAAACAGUGCAACUGUUUUCUUCAAAUAUGCAAUAUUUUCCCUUUAUAUUUCUCACAUUAGGUGCUACAGUUGUAUUUUUAAGCUUUUUGCAAUUUAUAUUUAGUAUAAAUAAACAGUCUUGCUGUUA
Messenger RNA from Mytilus trossulus (common blue mussel), 11242 nucleotides. RefSeq names its product ras GTPase-activating-like protein IQGAP1. The transcript is spliced from 43 exons. Gene Ontology annotation, cellular component: cell cortex. Gene Ontology annotation, biological process: mitotic actomyosin contractile ring assembly actin filament organization; regulation of GTPase activity. NCBI's taxonomy places the organism in Eukaryota, Metazoa, Mollusca, Bivalvia, Mytilida, Mytilidae. The record is from RefSeq and is a predicted model, not a curated record. Gene Ontology annotation, molecular function: GTPase activator activity; calmodulin binding; actin filament binding. The coding region runs from base 305 to 5293 and encodes 1662 amino acids.